AUGCCUAAGAAGAGAAAGAACAAUGGCCGCAACAAGAAGGGUCGCGGCCACGUGAACCCCAUCCGUUGCUCCAACUGCUCGCGAUGCACGCCCAAGGACAAGGCCAUCAAGAGAUUCACCAUCCGCAACAUGGUUGAGUCUGCUGCUAUUCGUGACAUCUCUGACGCCUCGGUCUUCGCCGAGUACACCGUCCCCAAGAUGUACCUCAAGCUGCAGUACUGCGUCUCUUGUGCCAUUCACGGCAAGAUCGUUCGUGUCCGAUCUCGUGAGGGUCGUCGCAACCGUGCUCCUCCCCCACGUGUCCGAUACAACAAGGACGGCAAGAAGAUCACUCCUACCCAGGGUGCCAAGACUUCGUAA
This is a messenger RNA of Diaporthe amygdali, 360 nucleotides long. RefSeq names its product 40s ribosomal protein. Gene Ontology annotation, molecular function: structural constituent of ribosome; mRNA binding. The transcript is spliced from 4 exons. Gene Ontology annotation, cellular component: ribosome; cytosolic small ribosomal subunit. The record is from RefSeq and is a predicted model, not a curated record. NCBI's taxonomy places the organism in Eukaryota, Fungi, Ascomycota, Sordariomycetes, Diaporthales, Diaporthaceae. The coding region runs from base 1 to 360 and encodes 119 amino acids. Gene Ontology annotation, biological process: translation.